Lachancea dasiensis is the source of this 918-nucleotide messenger RNA. The record is from the annotation of a GenBank genome assembly. NCBI's taxonomy places the organism in Eukaryota, Fungi, Ascomycota, Saccharomycetes, Saccharomycetales, Saccharomycetaceae.
AUGAGCCAGUCAAUGGGAUUCAACUGGGGUUUCAAGCCUAGCAGCGAGUCACCUGCGGCAAGUGCGAUCUCGCCAUGCAAAAUCACUAAGCCACGGGUGAAAAGACGGCUUGCACCAGAAGAAACCGCCUCAACGGCAUCCACGACACCCACGUCGGCGACCAAUCUCAAACCAGGAAGGCUGAUAGCCAAACGUAGAACAGCACUGUCGGGUAUUCAGGGCCAGCCUUUACCUCUGGCGCGUGCCGUUGAACUCAUGGACAAGAACUUAUUGCAGUCGACGCUAUUGGAGUUGGUCAAACUGCAUCCAGAAAUACAAAGCACGUUUAUGGCCCUGCAACCUCCUUCGCGCUCUCUGGACCAAUACGUAAGCGUUUUGCGUACUAAGCUCGACCAAAUUUACCACAAUCUGCCAUACUCGCGGCUGCGAGGAUCUACUGUUUCCGGUGAGGACACGGAACAAUUGAACGAUUACGCAUUUGUGCGAGUGAAAUCCUGCGUUAUGGAAUUUCUGAACUGUCUCGUGGACUGUGUGCUGGAGAGCAUUCCACCUCAGACCCACUCAGCAUUGCAUUCUCUCAAAGUUUUAGACGCUGCGACCGAACUUUUGAGCCAAGUACCAAACUUUUCCACGGCCAGUAACAACUAUUACAAAAAUGUAUGUUACGAGCAACUGGCUGAGAUUUGGUGCACCGUGAUUCGUCAAGUUACGCAAGAUAUCACGUUUACAACCUCUCCUUCUGGCAUUGUGGACUGGCAUAAUAUUCUACAAAAACAUAACGCAAACUCGCAUGGCAAACUGCAAAAGCCCUGUCAGCUUUUGCAAACCUUUCAAGAACAGCUGGAUCCUUCUCACAUACAGGCAGCCCUUUCUCAGGAUCAACAACACUCAUCCAACUUGUGGAACAACUUAGUCUAG